Messenger RNA from Ambispora leptoticha, 1176 nucleotides. NCBI's taxonomy places the organism in Eukaryota, Fungi, Glomeromycota, Glomeromycetes, Archaeosporales, Ambisporaceae. The record is from the annotation of a GenBank genome assembly.
AUGUCAAUGUUGUGCUGUUGUUGUAGUAUCCCUAACAAAGCUUCAUGGCGCAAGACAGAACCAACCGUAAUCAAGGUUCUCAAAGGAAUAUUUUUACGAGUGAUUGGUUUAAUAUUGUAUCUCUACAUUAUUGUAUUGUUUUUUCGAUUGAUAACGGAUGAACCAUUACAAACUGUCGUUCCGUUAUUUGAUUAUAACAUUUCAGCUCCAUAUGCUGAAUUUUCCGCUCCUUUCAAAUACAAUAUAACUUGUAAUUUCAAUUUACAAAGUGGAAAAACGCAGAGCUGUGACAAUUACAUGAUACCGCCAGUAUUUAUUGAAGGGGACAAAACAUACGUGUCGAAAUUUUACACAACAGAUUCUAAUUUUACGUUCUCUAGUGACGGGAUCCAAGAUAUCGGAUUUUCCUUUUAUAUGACUAAUUCUUCGAUAAAUUCUCUUGACUUGUUUUCGACUUUGAGUGCUGCCCUGGUGGCUCACGAUUCAACUUUGUUAUAUGAUUUCUAUGCAAAUAAAAGCUAUAAUCCCGAUUUGCUUGCACAACUUAUUAAAAAGAAUCAAUAUGUUCUUUCUCCAUAUCAGAUGAAUCAAAUUAGUUUCCAACAAUACAUAAAUGAGAGCAUUGCGGAUACUCCAAAAAAUAUUUUUGGUAUUCCUCGAACUGACUAUGACACUGAUGUUGCAAUCGAAACAACAUUUCAAACAUCAAAUUUUCCAUCAACGAAUCUAACAAAUCUAACGAAUCCAACGGAUCCAGAAUUAUUAUUUUAUACAUAUUUGGACCUGACACUGUUAACUUAUGAAGAACCAAAAAUAGGACAAAAAAAAAAUAUUGAUUUACUAGGCAUUCUUAGUGCGCUUGGUGGUGCUAUGAGCGGUUUUUCUGCUGCAUAUGUCUUUCUUUUUGGGAUCGACCGAGUAAAACCAUGGGGACUCUGCCAAAGAAUUUUCAGAAUCAGAGACCCAAUUCAAAAGAAACUAUAUAAAACACUUGGCCCAAAACUACCGUUUGUCAAUGUUGAUGAGAAUGACAAUGACGAAAAAAUGCCAGUUUCUUUGGAAGAACUUCAAAACCGACUGAAUAGUUUAGAACUCUUCUUACGUGAGUACAUUAUUGAUCAUUUGUAUCUUGCUGAAACUCAAAAAAACGUAGAAGAUGGGAAAAUUAAAGUUUGA